This is a messenger RNA of Rhipicephalus sanguineus (brown dog tick), 13902 nucleotides long. Its product is annotated as protein turtle. Gene Ontology annotation, biological process: cell-cell adhesion. Lineage: Eukaryota; Metazoa; Arthropoda; Arachnida; Ixodida; Ixodidae. The coding region runs from base 179 to 3526 and encodes 1115 amino acids. The transcript has 17 exons. Gene Ontology annotation, molecular function: protein binding. The record is from RefSeq and is a predicted model, not a curated record.
UGCUGCGAUUGGCCGUCGAGGAAGCGUUGCGGUUUGUGGACUCCGUCGAGAGUCUCCCGGCAAAAUGUUGAAAAUGCGACUGGUGUUGUCUCUGAAAAAAGGCUGCGCGUAGCGCGAUUUCUUUCCCACUGGAAUACGUACGAAGAACGUUCGUCUACGGUCCAACAAUCCCGAUGAGAUGAUUGUGAAGCAACCAUGCCUACUAGUGGCUCUUCUCCUCUGCCUACGGAGCCCCCAGUCAGAUGCAUCUGGGAUGCCAUCACAGGAGCCGGAGCACAUGACAGCUCUGCUGGGGCAGGAUGUGAUCUUGCACUGCCCCUUCGAGUACCCAGAUGGCAUGCCUGUGCCCUAUCUUGUCCAGUGGCACAAAAAGGACCACAAGAUACCCAUUUACAUCUGGUACGAUGGAUACCCACCACAUGCGGCCGAUGACUACAAAGAACGCAUUUCUCUUUCGGGCCAGUCGUCACUGAACCUAACAAAUGUGCGCGAGUCAGACAAGGGCUGGUAUGAGUGCAAGGUCUUCUUCCUCAACCGGGAAACCAUUCGCAAUGGAACUUGGAUCUACCUCGACGUACUUGCCCCACCACACUUCAAGUCCAAGCCGGAACAGAUCAUCUAUGUGAAGGUGGGCGAAUCGGUGGUGCUUCCCUGCGAGGCUGAAGGCACUCCGCCUCCCACCAUCAUAUGGUACAAGGACAACCUUCCCCUGGAAGAGAGCACCAACAUCCAGAUCCACCCAACAGAGCUGCGCAUCUCCAACCUGCGCCAGACGGACGUGGGCGACUAUACUUGCAUGGCUCGCAACUCAGAGGGCAGCGACUCAGCGCUUGCCAAGGUCAUCGUGGCGGGUCCUGCAGUGAUUACAACCCCUCCACAGAACCUGACCAAGCUGGAGGGAAACUUUGCUGAGUUUGUAUGCGAAGCACGUGCAUUGCCUUCCAACAUCACUCACCGCUGGUUCUACAAUGGUGUGGAGAUUUCUAAGUUGACCUGGCUGCAAACACGCACGCUUGUACGCCAGGAUGGUACACUGUUCAUAAACCCCACCGCAGCGGAUGACUCGGGCUUCUAUACCUGUGAAAUCUCAAAUGGCAUUGGCCAACCUGAGUCUGCGACUGCCUACCUCAACAUUGAGUACCCAGCAAGGGUGAACUUCACGCCAGCCUUCCAGUACAUGCCCCUGAACCUAUCUGGAGUAGUGCGCUGCUACAUCCAAGCCAAUCCACCAAUUCAGUUUGUCACCUGGUUCAAGGACAACCGGCCCUUUGAGGCCAAUGCCCUCAAUGGUGUUGUCAACCUGAGCAACGGCUCGCUCUUCUUUCAACGUGUGUCGUACGAGCACCAGGGGCGCUACCUAUGCUCCCCCUUCAACAUCCACUCCACGGGAGGGUCUUCAGCUGUUAUGGAAGUACUUGUACGGGAGCCACCCAUGUUCUCGGUGAAGCCCAAGGAGCUGUACCAGCAGCCGAGAAACACAGAGGUCACCAUGCCUUGUGAAGGCAAAGGCCAUCCGCCGCCAACCAUCUCAUGGAGAAGAGCGGAUGGCAAGAAGCUACCAAAGAAUCGCCACAGCGUGAGCAAGGGAAAGCUGACCAUUCGGAGCCUGCAGAAGGAAGACCACGGACGAUACGAAUGCGUGCUGCAAAACGACGUUGCCACCUUGGUCACCAGCACGCUUUUGCUGGUUGAGAGCACGACACCACACGCGCCCACCAAUGUGUCGGUGAACACUAGCGCCUUUGCGGCAACUGUCUCGUGGCUUCCAGGUUACGAUGGAGGCCACCCACAGACCUACGUUCUCUGGUACCGGCUGGUGGGGCAAGGCGAUGCCGAGUGGCGCACUAUCCGGGUGUAUCCGGACAACGCCAUCACUCUGACCAUUCACAAUCUGCAACCUGAGUCCCAGUAUGAGUUCCAGGUGCUCUCACGCAAUGCCUUUGGAGAUGGACUAUACAGCGACAUUGUGCGCGCAAACACUACCAAGUGGAACUACAUUGAAGGCGCCUACCCGACAGAUGCGUAUGGUUCAACCUACAUCCCCACCGUGAACAGGACCCCGACAGCCCCUUGGCUCCCUCCUUCUUCCUCCUCGUCCUCCUCCCCUCCUACACCGUCUCCAUUGCCAGGUCCCAAGCCGUCUGCGCCGCGCAAUGUGACGGUACGCGAGACUCCUGCUGGGGUGCUGGUCACGUGGCUGCCACCAGUCAACACGUCGGUGCCUAUCGCAUUCUACUGCGUCGAGUACCGGUCACCAGACAAGCCGUGGGCACGCAGCACCAACAUCAUGUCUGGCAGCGAGUACACCAUCACUGACUUGCCUGAGGGGACCAAGUUCUACAUACGCGUCUCAGCUUUUUCCAUUACCUCUGCCUUUGAGUCGAGCCCUGAAAUACUACUUACCCUGGCAGGCUGCUGUGUUUCAGACCGGGGCCCCAAGUACAAGCGGGACCAGGCCAUCAUCUCGGGUGUCGUCGGUGGCGUGCUCUUCUUCAUCGUGGCCAUCAUCCUCUCGGUCUGCGCUGUUAAGAUUUGCAACAAGAGGAAGCGGCGGAAGGCCGAGAAGGCGUACAUGAUGGUGACAUGCCCCGUAGCAGACGCUCGUAAUGGAGGCCACUCACAUGGAGGCAGCCCUGUCUCAUUGAAAAAACACCCGGAAGGCCGAGUACCAGGUGUAGCGGUGACUGGUGUAGCGGGCCCAGGACCCUGGUGGCCGGUCCCCCCUGAGCCCCCUCCGGCAGCCCCGACAAACCGGCGGCCCGCCAUUGUGGCGACGACGCCGCGGGCAAGCAGCCCGGGCCUCCAGCUGCUGCUACAGGGCUUCCCCGACGACCUGAGCCCCGUGAGUGGUGGUGACCGGUCACUGCCCAGCACGGUGCCAUCGAGUGCCGCCUUCUCGACGCCUCCGUCCCGUGAGCCGCCUUGUGGCUUCCGGCCCAUCCAUGCACCCCCUGCCAUCGUGCCCCGCACCGGUGCCGCCACUGGCAACACCGGCCGGCAGCCACCGCUAGCCACGAGCUCACCGCCUUGCCUUGGCUAUAGAAAUGGCGGCAGUGGCUACACCCGCGAGCGCCUGCUAGGUGCAGUGCAGCGCGUCCGAUGCACGGCCCUGCGCCACCACAGUGCUCCCGAGCUACAGAUGACGGUCUCAACAGGCAGCAUGGCAAACGCGACAACCGCGGCCGUGGCAGCAUCGAGGCCCGAUUCGGCAAGCUUGACGAGCGGCAGCUCUGGACGUGGCAGUUCAGCUGGCGCGGCCCGCGGUGACUCCCUGCAGGGAGAACUGCGUCCGCCCGUGGCCAACCUGGUGUCGUCGUCUCUGGUGCCGCCUCGUGACCAGUCGGUGGAUGAGAACUACGAGUUUGACCCAGCUUUGAGCCCCGCGUUGGGUGACGAUGACGACGCAUGGCGUGGACUCAGCGACAGUGAGCUCUACAGCACUGCCUGGGAUGCUGAGACCCGCUGUGCAGCAUUGAAGCGCGAGUUCUUGCGCCGACGCCGGCGGCCGCUCGAGAGCGCCUGCUGAGACAAAAAAGGGGGUCUCCUGCUCCUCUUCCUAGUCAUGGAAGCAAUAACGCGCGCACCGAUUCGCCUACACCAAUGUCACAAAUGGCACAUCCUAUAAGGGCUAUGCUGUAGUGGCCUUUCGUGGCAACUCACCUUGUUGCUGCAACCAAUUUCAUCCUUGCCUUCGCUUGCAUCUGAUGACAUUCUAGAGCCAUGUAGAUCCGUGGCACGUUAACGUGUGCUGUCAUCAGUCUGCCGUUAGAGAUGUCGCACCAUCAAGAUCUUGUGGCUUGCCAUGAAAGACCACUGCCUCACACUUCCUGUACCCACAUCAGCUCAAUGCGGCGAUGACAACCCAUGUACAGACUGACGUGCUGUGGCCACCUCAACUUACGAGCGCUGGACGCUCGUGUGCGACAGUCCGAGGACGCUUCUCCUUUUGUGGUGCUCGUGCAACGCACAUAGGUGGCAGGCAUGCAAUUUCUUCUUUCUUUUCUCUUCUCGUCACCGACAUAGUACAAGGGCUUCUCGGUUUAUUACUACGCUCGCUUCACUCUGCGUAUUCUGACCCCCUCCACCCUCUGGAAUGAGAUGCUUCAUUUUUUUAGGAGGAGGAGGGAGGGAGGGAGGUAGGGAGGGGGGGUGGACCGACUCACCAAUGCUUGCGAGCAAGGGAGUCUAGGGAACUUGUAUGCAUGUAAAUAGACUGAGGAGAAAAGAAGGUGGUUGUUGCAGAGCGUCGUAGUUCUCGUAAUGUUAGUCCCCAGAAGCACAGAAUUGUAGACACCAAAACAAAUAAUUGUCUCUCUCUCUUCUUCUUCAUUUCUUUUUUGCUGUUGAUUUGCUGUACUACUUGUGGGGUGUCAUGGUGCCCCAUUGGCGCACUAUGCCUGCACACAUUCCAACAUGACAUCCGUGCUCCACUUAUACACUGUCAUAACAAUACCUUAAAUGAAAAACACACAGACAUGCCACAACCCAAGCCCUCAACAUCCGUCUGAGACACACAAGGACACUUUGUAGGAUUUACAGCAGAAGAGUCAAAGAGAACCUUAUAGUAGGCUGUCAUUACAAUAUAUAGUGCAAACUCUGCUGCAUUAAACAAAGAUGGCUUUAAAAAUGCAUUUUAUAAGUUGGCAUGUUCAGUCACGGCACUCACAAAGAUGGACAGGUAAUAAAAGACUUUGGCAAUGCACAGUCGAGAUUUAUUGAAGUGCUGAACUUAAUGUUGAGGACCAUAUGACUUUAUUUUGCCUUUAAGGUCUCCAUUCUUUUUCUGUCCUACACUUGUUAAGAAUGUUUGUGUGAUACGUGCUGAAGUCAAUUGGCUACGAUGUCUGAUACAGACAGUGUUUUCAAGGAGAGAUUGCAGAGCACCGCUAUCCCUGUGAGCUUCUUUGCAUGCACUUGCCAAUGAAUUAGUUUUUCUGCAGGGUGAUGAAGUGAGUAUAAUUUUAUUUACAGGUAAUUGGUGAUCACUACUUUUAUUAGUUUGCUUGCAUCACUUCAUUGUGUGUGAAGCUUUGCAAACGAGGAUUCUCUUCCCGAGCUAGAAUUAUUUUAAAUGUUUUCAAACACUGCAUCCCAUGAUACCUCAGAGAUAAAAGGAUGUUUUUAGGGUGCCUGUGACAUUACGUGGCCUUGACUUCCUUUAAUGAUCAGUAAGUUAGUUUCCCCUUUUUCUUCUUCUUUUUUUUCUGUUUUAUACUUGUCCUCAACCAUCAAAGUAAAGAAGAUAGAAGCUUACCUUUUUGUCAAUUUGCAUAUCAGGCUGUCUUGAAGUAAGCUUCGUAAACUUAAAAGAGCCUCUCAUUGCUUUGUGUCAUGCUGAUAUUCAAAGGUUUGUCAUUGUAGCAAACAUGAAAGUCUGCUGUGCCAAGUAAGCCAGCUGUCACGUGGAGCAGUGCCUGCUCUGAUGCAAGCAGAGUGGGAGGAUGUAUUAAAACAUAGUGCAAAGAAAACUGGACACAGAGAAGAAGAGACAGUGCCCAUCCUGUGUCUUUUUCUCUGUGUUCAUUUGUCUUCAUGCUACGUUUUAAUAUGAACCUAUACCAGCUCGCCUAGUGCACUACGUUACUUCAACUGAGUGAAAGGACAUGUUAAAGAACUGCCACAUUAUGUUUCUAAAGCCAGAACUAUACACAGGAUGCAGCAGCAGGGUCUUGCAGUCAGCCACAUGAUAACAUGAUCCCACAAUUCUCGCUAUGCUUUGAAUAAUAUUGGUAAUCAGUCACAUGUAGCUGCCUGCUCAUGUACUGUAGUUCAAAACCAAAGCGUCUGCUCGUGGUCAUGUGUGCCAUGGACUAAGUAUCAGUCAGACAGAAAUUAGUCUCGGAGACAUGCGAAAAUGCCACAGCAACUUUAAAAUGUUCAGGAUUAAUCUGAAGAGAUGCUACGAAUAGAUUCCUAAUCACUUGUCAAGAGGUAGGUGCGACUCAACCAGCAUAUUUUUGUGUGUGUGCGUGUGAAAAAAUGCUUAGUUUUAAAGCAUAAAUUCGGCACUGGUGAUCUGCUUGUGUGAUGUUGCAAAUUUCAAUACUCCUUGUGCACAAAUAGUGUGCCGAGCUUGCCAGGAAGUUUAAGAUGAUGUUGCUGACACUUUAUCUCAUCCUUUUUUUUUUAACUUUUGUGGUUCGAUGGUCCUGUGCAAUCCACUCAGAUUUUGUUAGACAUUAAAAUUUAUUAUAAUUGUAUGUAAUUUUCUGGCACAUUUUACGCGUGGAGUUUAGCUGGAAGGAGUUUAGCUAUAACGGAAGGAGUUUAGCUAUAAUGCCAAUGAUGGUAAAGAAUUCAUACUGUGGUAUCAACAUGACCUUAUAUGCAGUCCUGUCAUUGCAAUCAGCAAUCAUUAGUAUUAUAUGGCACAUUAUAGCGAGUGAACUCUGUAGAAGAUCUCGGCAUUCUGUGGAACUGGUAACCUAAUUGCUGUUUCAGAAAUUGUAUCUAGCGAUUCAGCUAGUCUUAAUACUUCCCUUUAGUGUCCUUGAUAUCAGUAGCUUCAGCUGCAUUGGUUCUUUUUAAGGGGUCCUGAACCACUUUGCCAAGCAAUCAUCAAAUGACCUCAGGAGUUUAUUGCCUCACGAAUUGAUUGCCGCAGAAAUUUCUUCUAAUCUGUCAUGAACAAGAGGAGUUACAGGAAUUUCUCACAUGCUUUGAACACUUAUUAGACUUUCUCGUCCCAGUGAGCACACUGGAAGCUACACAGGUGGGAUGACAAUGGGGCAAGAAUCCACGUCAGUGCAUGUCAUGCAAACACGUUUUCCCACUCUGGGUGUGAUUCCGGUGCGUGCUAGUGUUGCUACUGUGUAAAUUUAGCACACUAUAGGGUGCGGCGUCAGCAUUUAGCAGCACCUUGUGGCAAGAAGCACGUCUGAUCCAAACGCCACUCUUGAUUUAUGUCAGCUAUCGGCCAAUAGCAGCAAUCUGGUAAAUGACGAAAUCUAGCAGCUACUGACAGCUUCGAAGAGAGUGAGGACGAUGCAGUGCACUUGAGAAAGUGGCAACUUUGUGCUCCACUUGUAAACUCAACGUGCCGUGCAUGACCACACAACUUCACUGAGCUGCUCAUAGCAGUGUUUGCUGCUUGUAGAACGUUUUUUCACCACACUUGAGGGGUGGUUCCGAACCUCUUUAAUGCUUUUGCAUGUGUACUAACGGUGCAAAAUCGCACAUCUUGGCUAGGACCACUGUUGCACCAAGUUAUGGCAUGGCUGACUGUGAUGUCUCGCUGCUGCAUGCUACCCGACAGAAAAAAAAUAAUAUGCAGAAGCACGUGAACUACAGCACAGGAGCAGUAGAAUGCAAAGUAGAGGGUGUUGCCUCAUCUGCUCUGCUUGUUUGCUUUUGUGUCAUUUGUGUGGAAUUGCGUCUGUACCGAGAGGUUUGCACGGGGCUCUAUUGCGAUAGCAACAAGCGUGUGUGUACAUAAUACUUUUUAUCACAAGUUGUCUAGGCUUAAAAGAAAAGGGAGGUAGGAGCUCUUGCCACUUAGUGUGUUGGAUUGAGCGGAUGAUGGGAUGUCUCUUAAGUAUACAAGAGUCCGUUGCUGCACAUGUAUGCUGGGCCCUUUGUGGUUUUCACCAUACUGCUCAAGGGACAGGUGGCUUUUCUGUAUAACCUGUGAUAUCGUAGUGCAACCGAUUGGCUGUGAGGCAGUCUGUUGCCCUUUUUUUUUUCACCUGAGCCAAAUAAUGAGAAUGUGUGAAGUGGUGGCAGGUAGUGCAACGAUGGCCUCAUCGACACGAUUGAUUUGUGAGCUUUAAUGUCUCCUUGUAAUACAAUGUCUGCGAGAGACAACAAAAUGGAAUUUUUGAAAUAAUUGUGACAAUGUACAGUUCUUUAAUUUGCGCCUUAAAUCUAAGUACACGAAGGCUUUUUGAACUUUUCACCCAUUGCAACACAGCUGCUGCUGCCAGAAUUGAACCCAUGAACUCAUAAUUAGCAUCAGAACACCACAGCCAUUUAGUCAUCAUCAUGGUGGGUGCACUGGCAAGAGAGCUGCUACAUGUCAGCUGUGAAAUAUUUUUACUCCACUUUUUGCACAUUGAAGAUGGCAUAAAAAAUUUGUUGGCAGAUCACUUUGUGUUUGGAGAGCAUUAAGUUUAUACUAAAACUUCACAGAAUGAGUUUCACCAGAAUUAAUAGCAGUUGUGGCGAGUUCGUGGAAUGGAUUGUACGCUCUGAUGAAGGGGGCACUCUUGUAAAAUUUAUUACAAUGUACCAUUUUGUAAUGACUUCUACAAGAUUAAAAAAAAAGUUAACCAUUGUUCUGCCCUCAUAUUUUGCUCAAACAAACUAAAAGAUAUCUUUGAUGAGCUUCCCCAGUUUAAAAGAAUGGAAUUGGGAGUUUGGCACAUUAAUGACUUAAGUGAAAAGUUGAAUAAAUAAUCGGUGUUAAAGAUAGAAAUGCAGCAAUGUGAAGUUUAAUUUGUGUCAGGACAUGAGUUGCUAAUAUUUUGGGUGAGGUGAAGUGAAAUAACUGAAUUGGUAACCAUGUAAUUUUUAUAACAGAUGGCUAGUAGUCUCUUGGAAAGUGACGGACUAGUUCACAAAUAGGUAGAGUGACAUGUAGAGGCCUAUCAUCACGACAGCUGCUGUCGUUGGAGCCAUCAUGUCAGUUUCUAUCUCUGCUGUGCCAGUACGUCACCUGCAGUCGCUUUGUGCACAGUAGUGGCGGUAGUGUCACAUGCUAGCCAGGAAAGCCACUCGUGUCCUUAGCAGUCAAGCCGUGCACCUUAACAUUUUGUCAGCUACCAAUUGGAUGCGAGCAUUUGCGUGUGUGGCCCUUCCAGCCAGUUUUAACAGCUUCGGUUCUUUUCUUUCUUUUGCCACUGACUGCCGUUUUGAUUUUUGAUGCAAGUUUUUGGUACGUGUUGUUUGUUGCAUAGUACAUCAGUGUUACAUUUUUGGUAGGAAUGUUUGAUCGGACCUCCUACCGUUUUUUUUUUGUUAUUUUGACUAGCCGUGACCUUGAAAUCAUUCCACAUUAUCCUUGCGCACUUCUUGAGGCUGUGCCUCAAGUACAUGAGAGGGGGAAAAAACGUAAAGGCCUAGGCUUCUAACAAAGGCAGCCCAAAUAAAUACUAUGAGGCCCUCCCUGCCAUUGACUGCUUGUCAAACCUGAAGUGGAUGUAGUGGUAGUUACUUUGGCUGUUUUCCUAUUGUCUAUGUUCCCAAAGUAUGCUUUUCUUAGAGAAAAUUUAAUGCCGUGUAAUGGGAAGAAAUGCUAUGGAGCCUUGUUGGUGCUGCUUGUGCUGCUGCUUGGAAUACAGUGCACGAGAACACUACCUCAUAGGAGGCAAUAUAGGAGUCUAGCUAGCCUGCAGCUGUUGUACAUGUUUUGAGGGAGGAUAUUGCUCAGUGCAGUAUUAUACGGAGGAAAAUUUGGCACUGCCACUGACAGGAGUUGUUUCGAGGGAAUUAUGGGCUAUGCCCAUGCAAAGUAAAAAUUUCUUGUACACAUCUAGGAGAUGUCUUCACAAGAGUAUGCAAGCAUACUGUAGUAGUUUAUGUGGUGUCAGAUAAUGGUUUGUCCAGUGGUUUAGCCUAAAAUUUCAGAAAAAUGUAACGAGUGCUCAUUUUACAUUUGUCAUUUAAAGACGCCUUUGUAGGAGUGCAUGUACAGGGACAUGUAUAUUUCACUUGAAAUCGUGGGGAAGAAAAAACAACAUCUUGCACUUACUGUUCUGUUCUCGUUCAAAUUUUGCAGAAAGAUCAUAUUUCAUGGUCAUGAUGAUUCAUUGCAACACGUGCCAGCAGCUGCCAAGAACAGUCAUUCCAGUAGGGUUGCUGUGUGUUACCCGCUUCUCUAGAACAUUCAACCUACUUCAUGCGAGUGAUGAUAGGUGGUAAGAAAUGUUAAUGCCAACGACACCUUGGCAGCAGCUAGCUUCCCCAUAAAAGAAGAAUACUACGGAUAUUUUUUAACAACCAGGCAAGCAAAUGUGUGAGGUGUUACGUUGAAAGAGGAGGACGAUGAAAUGUGUUAUGCGAAAUUUGAGUAAGAAAAGAGCAAUGGUUAUCGCAAAAUCUUUUCUCUAGAAUUUUGAGCAAAAUGUACAUGUCUCUGUAAAUACACUCCUACAAAAGCAUCUGUCAGCACUCAUUACUUAUUUCCUGAAAUUUUUUGGCUAAAACACUACAAGACGUCUGCAUGUUUUUGUGAAGACGUUUCCUCGAUGCUGAAAUGCUACAGCCACUGAACUGAUUCAGAAUUUAUUGUUGAGGCACUAGCUUUAAAGGAGUACUAACAACAUUUCCAACUUAUAGUUUCUUUUUUUUCUUUUUUUGCACUCAAUGCAGGUCCAAACCCAUUCAAACGCUAAAAAAUACUGACACGCAUCAGCAUGUCCUCGAUAAUUUACUAAAAUAGUUUUUAUGAGCCAGUUUCUAUAUGCACCCUGAAAUUAUGAUACAUUCAAUUGCUCCAUUUCAGCGAUUGCUGUGACUGCUAAAUGCAAGCACAGACAGAAGAAAUGCAUGAAGUGCUCCCAUUUAUGUUUUGAUUAACAGCGUUGCCAUUCAUAUCCUUGAUGCUAUACGAUGUCAGCAAAUUGUACUCUGGGUCAUAAUGUCACAGUAAUGUUGAUGCCAUCUCCAGGAUUUUGAUGACAAUUUUAGUAUCAGAUUAAGUAUCUUCUUAUACAGUAAAGAAUCCUUCCCAACCUUCAUACUUUCUAAAAAUAAGUGAAAAAUACUGUAGUGCGAUUGUGUUUCUAGAGAUUCAAAAAUAUCUCUUGACGAGUAAUCGUCAAACUGGGAAUGUUGCUGAAGCCAACAUUUUGACAAUGGAACUUGUCUAUUCUGACACUCCAUUAGGUUAAUUAAGCAUAAACAGUGAACACAAGGUGGUGGAACAUGGCUUUAACAUAAGAUAGCUAUGUCAGUUGAAGUCACCUGUUAAUAUGCAUUAUGGUUUUGGCCAGCUGCAGAGAUGACUGUAGUCUUUCAGUUAUGCUCGAUGAACCUGUUUAAUAUGUUUGACUAUUUAAUAUGUUUUACUGUUACAAUGCAAACUACAAAUUUGAUUUUGGUAUGUGAUUUCAGCACUGAAGCAGCUCUUUUAAAGCAUACAAUUCAGGAAAGAGUUGUUUGUAUAAAUGUACAGGUUACUACAUAAAGAGUUGACUGCAUGAAUAUAACACUACCUGCUUUCCUAAGGGCCUUUAUUAUUUAUUUAUAUUUUUCUCUGUGGUGCUGUUCUGGUGCACUGUUCUUCAUUGUAGCAGGUGUUCUAAGUGCUAAUAAUGCAUUCUUUAGCUUUAAAGGUUUUGUACAGUUUAACUUUGCAGACAUACUUUUACCCCUGUUCCGCAAUUUUUUUGCUGAAAUAUGGCAAACUUCCUGACAUUCAUGUACCAUCAGAGCUGUCAGUUGCACUGCCAAUUGGAUUGGUCUUAGCACAUGCUCAGCCAUAAAUUAAAGUGGUAUUAUGCCUGCUGAUUUGGCUGUACUGAGCUGACAUCUAGUGGGCUAGUGGACAAAAAAAAAAGACUUGACAGUUUUUCAAGGGAGUCCAGAAGGGAGAAUUCUCUCUCUCUAAAUUCAGUGCAACAGGUUUUUUGCAAAAUGUAUUAUUUUAAACAGCUAAGCUCUGCAGAAAUAUGCUAAGUGUAAGAAGCCAUAUGAAGGCUAUCAGACUCUUCGUUGUAUGGGAAUUCAUCCUUGCAGAUUCUGCUGUCUUAACAUGAAGAGGAUGAAGUUAGCAUAUAUAUCUGCUGAAGAAGAACAUGUAAUUGCAACUAGCUUGAGCUCUUAGAUCAGAAAAUGCACAAAAUGAAACAACCUAAAUCAGAAAAACAUAUCUCCUGAUUGCAGCAGCUAUGAUCUCUACUGAGUGCAUCACAUUGCACGAAACAAAAAAUGCAAGAGAUUCUACCUUUUAAUUUGGUAAAAUUUAGAUAUGAAUAAGCCAUUGCACCAACAAGGACUAGAAUUCAUUGAUAUAACUAUUGACCAACUCAAUGAUGACGUUGGAUAUGUGGUCGCUGAAAUAAUGCCCAGAAUAUGGGAAGCUUUGUAAUGUGAGGCAAUGGGGUACUUAAAGCAUGUUGAGCUCGGUAUUUGCUAUGUGCUUCUGGAUGUCUUGCAAACAAUCUAGGGCUGCAUUAGAAAUUGUGAUUAAAGCUGAAACCUUUAGAUUAGUGGCAGGACAGAUGAGCCACUGCGCUACAGCAGGAUGUAUAAACAUAAGCGAUAGCCCUGGCACUUAAGUGCAUGUGGCUGCCUGGUGACUGGAAGGGUAUUGAUCUUCGUGCUUGUCAGAACUUCCGUUUGUGCGGUGACAAAAAGAACAUUGUCUUGAGAAAAUUGGAGAGAUUACUUAUUUAUGUACACCUUAGGCAUAUCCCUAUACACCUCAGAUGUCUGCAUAGAAAAAAAAAAAACAUUGAGAGGCUGUUCGGAAUGAGUUGCUAUAAUGAUUCUCAUAGAAGCAUAAAUCCUUUGUAAUAAACAACCCACAUCUGGGUUGUGAAGAGAAUACUCAUUUUUUUUUAUCCUUAUUUAUAUAUUAUGUCUACAUAGCACAGCUGAAAUAUGGAUCGAAUUUGUGUUCUUGUUCCAGCAGUUCUGUUCUUUCGGUGCAUUUUUGUUUUAUAGUCCCCUUUUGGACUGUGUGCGCUUUUUCUGAGGCUGUCUGCUAGUGUGCCUGUGAGCUGCGAUGUGAGUUUAUUUUGCUUCUCACAGCACACUUGAAAAGACACUAGAUACAUUGCGUGUGCUAUGUACGUGCUUUCUUUCUGUGUCUACAAGUGCACAGUAUUGACCAAGUUCAAUUAUAUUUGCAUUAAGUUGCAGUGGUGCUGUUCAUGUCACAGCUCACAGUCAUAUAAGCAAAUGGCGUUAUAGUGUUGUUGAAAGCCGUAUUAUACACAGGUUAUUUAUUUGCCCUCACUUCAUCUUUGUUGCAUUGUGUGUGGACAUAUGCACAUGCUAGACACAUUUGUUGAAUUGCGAGUCUGCUGUCUAGCCGCUUUCACGUGAGUGCCGUAUCACGACACCCUGCCCCAUCGCUUUGUUAGAGGCUGUGGCCAUAAUGCCUAGGUUGCUGGGUGCUGCUGCAGAGGGGCUGGGGGAAUCGGGGACAGAUGCCAGCUUUUGCCUUGAUGUAUGGGGCCCUGCUUAUGUUGUUGUGCUGUUCUGCAGUCACUUCAUCCCCAUUCAAAUAGGACAUUCCUCGUGUACUGUGCUGUCUUACAUGAAUCUGCAUUGGGACCUGCUUGCUUCUGGCCUAUGUGGAGCUGUACUGCACUUGUCAAUUACUGUUACUGUUUACCUUUGUUCAUUUUGUUACGACUUGCCAUUUCCUCUCAUUUUCAGUGUUUCAUACCAGUUAAGAAAACUUUUCCUGGUCAUGUAAUGUGUGCAGUGCUAACAAUGUACAAAUAUGUGGCCAUAGAUAUUUGCUGCACGAUAUUAUAACGGCCACGAGUUUUACAGUAAGCUAAUUAAUGUGCAGUGCCCAGACAAUUUUUCAUAGCAGGCAACCGGGCUGACUGUGAAUUGUUGUCACAGUAGGGCCACAAAUAGUAAUGGCCACACAUCUGUGCGCUGUCUGAAAGUUCUUAGGCAUUUAAUAUGACACUACGAUCACCAGCAUGUACAAGUGCCAUAUGCUGUGUAUUUUGCAGUUCACUAACAGCACAUUCUGUGCACAUUAUGUGGGGUCUCACUACAUCACUGCAGUUGGCACUGUCCUGCUCCAACACGGUUGCUCCUAGCCCAUGUAGGGAAUACGUCUUUCCGCCAUGCCCUUUACUUAGUCUCCUCGUUAAAUGUGUUGAUGGGGGACAUUGUGUAUUCUGUACAUUUCCAACUGUGUUCUUGUGUGUUGACAUUACAGUGGAAUAUCCUCUGAUCUGCUGUAGCGGGGAAUAAAACAAGACACGGUUUUUU